GCGAGGAUGGCGGCGGAGAACGAGGCGAGUCAGGAGAGCGCCCUGGGCGCCUACUCGCCGGUGGACUACAUGAGCAUCACCAGCUUCCCGAGGCUGCCGGAGGACGAGCCGGCGCCCGCGGCCCCUCUGAGGGGCCGCAAGGACGAGGACGCCUUCCUGGGAGACCCCGAUACCGACCCGGACUCCUUCCUGAAGUCAGCGAGGCUGCAGCGGCUGCCAUCCACGUCGUCGGAGAUGGGCAGCCAGGACGGGUCCCCACUGCGGGAGACGCGCAAGGACCCUUUCUCCGCGGCAGCGGCCGAGUGCUCCUGCCGCCAGGAUGGACUUACAGUCAUUGUCACAGCCUGCCUCACUUUUGCCACGGGUGUCACCGUGGCGCUGGUCAUGCAGAUUUACUUCGGAGACCCUCAGAUCUUUCACCAGGGUGCCGUGGUGACUGAUGCCGCCCAUUGCACAUCGCUGGGCAUCGAGGUGCUCAGUAAACAGGGAUCUUCUGUGGAUGCCGCUGUGGCAGCAGCCUUGUGUUUGGGGAUUGUGGCUCCGCACAGUUCUGGCCUAGGCGGUGGGGGCGUGAUGCUGGUCCACGACAUCAGAAGAAAUGAGAGCCACCUAAUUGAUUUCCGGGAGUCUGCACCAGGGGCCCUCAGGGAAGAGGCCCUGCAGAGAUCCUGGGAAACCAAGCCUGGGCUCUUGGUGGGGGUCCCCGGAAUGGUGAAGGGGCUACAUGAAGCUCACCAGCUCUAUGGCAGGCUGCCAUGGUCCCAAGUCCUGGCUUUCGCAGCAGCUGUGGCCCAAGAUGGCUUCAACGUGACCCAUGAUCUAGCCCGUGCCCUGGCCGAACAGCCUCCACCCAAUGCAUCUGAGCGUUUCCGUGAGACAUUCCUGCCAUUGGGCCACCCGCCACUACCGGGCUCACUGCUGCGUCGGCCUGACCUGGCCGCAGUACUGGAUGUACUGGGCACCUCCGGCCCCGCCGCCUUCUACGCAGGAGGCAAUCUCACACUGGAGAUGGUGGCCGAGGCCCAGCACGCAGGGGGUGUCAUAACUGAGGACGACUUCAGCAACUACAGUGCCCUCGUGGAGAAUCCCGUGUGUGGCGUGUACAGAGGCCACCUGGUUCUCAGUCCCCCACCCCCGCAUACGGGUCCUGCCCUCAUCAGUGCUCUCAACAUCCUUGAAGGCUUCAAUCUCACCACGCUGGUGUCCCGGGAACAGGCUCUUCACUGGGUGGCAGAGGCAAGGCCGACCCCUCCACCCUGCCCUGGGUCUUGGUAUACUGGGAGUGGGGGGAUGGGCUACUGCCAUGGGACAGGACUAACCUCCAAGUUUUCUCACAUGAGGAUCAUUAGUGUGGGUGCUGGGAGGAGCCUGGCAGCCUCUUCCACACUCCUGUUACAUUUUCAGACCCUGAAGAUCGCUUUAGCCUUGGCCAGCAGACUGGGAGAUCCUGUCUACGAUUCUACCAUCACUGAGAGCAUGGAUGACAUGCUCAGCAAGGUAGAAGCCGCCUACCUCCGGGGCCACAUCAAUGACUCCCAGGCGGCCCCUGCCCCACUUCUGCCCGUCUACGAGUUGGAUGGGGCUCCCACAGCUGCUCAGGUGCUGAUCAUGGGCCCUGAUGACUUCAUUGUGGCCAUGGUCAGCUCCCUGAACCGCCCUUUUGGCAGUGGCCUCAUCACCCCCUCGGGGAUCCUGCUCAACAGCCAGAUGCUAGACUUCUCGUGGCCCAACAGGACUGCUAACCACUCUGCGCCCAGCCUGGAGAAUUCGGUGCAGCCAGGGAAACGACCACUGUCUUUCCUGCUGCCCACCGUGGUCCGGCCAGCGGAGGGGCUCUGUGGGACCUACCUCGCCCUGGGGGCCAAUGGAGCUGCCCGGGGCCUCAGCGGACUGACCCAGGUUUUACUGAAUGUUCUGACCUUGAACCGGAACCUGAGUGACAGCCUGGCCCAUGGCCGUCUGCAUCCAGACCUGCAGUCCAACCUCCUGCAGGUGGACAGUGAGUUCACAGAGGAAGAGAUUGAGUUCCUGGAAGCCAGGGGUCACCAUGUGGAGAAAGUAGAUGUCUUAUCCUGGGUCCAUGGCAGCCGGAGAACCAACAACUUCAUCAUUGGUGUGAAGGACCCUCGGAGCCCAGACGCAGCUGGAGCCACCAUCCUGUAGAGCAGUGGGGUGGGGCGGGGGUCUCUGUUCCCCCGCUUUGCAUGUUCCUAGAGUCCCUCCUUCUCCCAGGUUUGGUCUCAGGGGGACCCCAGGGAUGCCCUAGAUCAUGGGCCAGAGGGGAUACUUAACAAACCCUAUCCCAGAGUAACUGGAAAAUUCUCUAACCAGAAGCCUGUGGUGGUGGUGAUGGUGGUGGUGGUGGUGGUGAGUGUCCGUGUCCACAACCGGGCAGACAGUUCCUUGAGGAAUCAGGCUGUCUGUCUGUCUCCUUUCCCUCAGCCAUGCUGGCCCUGAGCUUAGGGAUGUGCUUGCAAACCCUUCUCAAGGGUCCUCACAACCCCAACAUCUCCAGUCUGGCCUGACCUGGACCUUGUCUUCCAGCUCCCUUCUCCUGUCCCCAGCCUCAUUUCUUAAAUGACUAGGAUUUUUUUAAUGGACCAUCCUGGGGAGGGGGUGCUCCUCUCUUCCUCCCACCAAGUUGAAGUGGGGCCUUGCAUCUGGGGGGGGCAGGUUGUGGGUACGGGUGGGGGUGGGGACCAGCUCAGGGGCUUCCA
Molecule: messenger RNA, 2717 nt
Organism: Neogale vison (American mink)
Lineage: Eukaryota; Metazoa; Chordata; Mammalia; Carnivora; Mustelidae
Gene: GGT7
Product: gamma-glutamyltransferase 7
Exons: 14
Coding region: 7-2163 (718 amino acids)
Biological process (GO): glutathione catabolic process
Cellular component (GO): plasma membrane
Molecular function (GO): glutathione gamma-glutamate hydrolase
Source: RefSeq, a predicted model, not a curated record